ACGACGACGGCUUCGACUUUGAAAUAUUUUCAACGGAAACCAAAAACAGUUUAAUUAUGAGUUGAUUACGUAUUUGAGAUAUUUCAGCUGAAGCUUCAGCUUAUGACCUCGCAGAAUCUUGAAAGUUCAACUACAUCAGUCUUUCUGAGGUUUCAGGACGAGAUGAAUGCUGUCCGUGAAAUCGAACGGAUCAACCAACGUGAACUGGAAUUGGGAGUGGCAGACAAGGGCUCCUGGCACGACCAAUACAGAGACUCCGCUUAUGUCUUCAUUGGUGGGCUGCCAUUCGAUUUGACGGAAGGAGAUGUCAUCACCGUCUUCUCGCAAUUCGGUGAAGUCAUGGAUAUCAAUAUGCCUCGAAAUAAGGAGACUGGGAAAGUCAGAGGGUUCGCUUUUCUCAUGUACGAAGAUCAAAGAAGUACAGUCCUGGCGGUGGAUAAUAUGAACGGCUGUCAGAUCCUAGGGAGGACUAUCCGCGUCGACCACUGCCAAAAGUACAAACAAAGGGGCACGAAGAAUGAAGAAGGAGAAUAUGUAGAACCUGAGGAGCCGACAUACAACGCCAUGCCGCCCACAAUAGAGGGCUCUGACGACUCCGAAUCAUCUGAGUCGGAGGUCAACGACUCGCUAGAUGAAGAGGAUCCUAUGGCUGUCUUCCUUCGCGCAGAGAAGAAGAAGGAGAAGGCCAAAGCGAAAGCUUUGACAGAUGGGAAAGACAAGAAGCGGAAACACGAAGGGGAGAGUAAAGAGGAGAGGAGAGCGAGGAAGGAAGCGAAGAAAGCUCGCAAGGCUGCGAAGGAGGUUAAGAGAUCAGGCAAGGACAUCGCUAGAAGCGGCAGUGGGCUAAGGGAGAAGGAUCGGGACAGGGAUAGGUCCAGGAACAGCAGGAAAGACGAUGACAGGAGCGAACGGAGAGAUCGAGAUUAUCCGAGUAGAAUCUCUGAGAACGACAGGCGGCGAGAUGGUCGAGACGGCAAGAGCUCUCGUCAUGCGGUUCGAGAUGACAGUGACACGAGAAUAGAUGAUAAGCCGCCUUCUCGGACGGGUAGGGGUGACCGCGAGGACGACAUGCGAGAAGGGCGUUGGGAGCUGGAACGGGAUGCGAAGAGGGUCCGAGCACGAGACGAUGAAGCGCUGGACAGGAACGGUUCGAGGGACAGACAUAAUGGCGACUGGAGCCGUCGUGGGGAUAGGAAGGCCGCUCCCCGCAGAGAUCGCUACGACGAUAACGAGCGUGAUCGUACACGAUAUGACGAUAGGGAUCGCGGAGAUGACCGGCUUCGUGAUGACCGCCGCAGUGAACACUACGAUAGACCAGCUGAAAGAGAUAGAAGCGACAGAUCAUAGCCGUGAUA
Molecule: messenger RNA, 1355 nt
Organism: Kockovaella imperatae
Lineage: Eukaryota; Fungi; Basidiomycota; Tremellomycetes; Tremellales; Cuniculitremaceae
Exons: 6
Coding region: 103-1347 (414 amino acids)
Biological process (GO): mRNA splicing, via spliceosome
Cellular component (GO): U2 snRNP; precatalytic spliceosome; catalytic step 2 spliceosome
Molecular function (GO): RNA binding
Source: RefSeq, a predicted model, not a curated record